AAAUAAGGAACUGUUUUGAUACAGACCUUGUUUUAGCUGUCUCAAGACCAAUGUUGUGGAGUCUGGUGCGUGAACAGAAUAUGGUGUUUAUCAGCUCCAAAACAGUCAACAUGGCCGCCAGGACUUCACCGUAUAUGUUUGUACCUCCAACAAUCAUACUCUCCCAUCAUGUUCUAAGUGUAUUUGCAGAGUGCUCCCUCCUCUUUCUCCUCCUCCUCCUCCAUUGACUCUGCUAUCGAUCUCGUAGGCGAGGCAGAGAGCGGGUCAGCGAGGAGGGCAAUCAUGCAAAUGUGAAGCGGGGGAGACAAGAAGUGAUUAAAGUGUCCAUUGGCAAUGUCACCUUGACUACAAGCUACAGGAGGCGAUGAGGGCGCUCUGCAUCCGUGCACUGGACAGAGGAGGGACUGAUGGUGCUCGCCCGUCCGCCUGAGACCACGCACGUGUGUGAGCGACGAGCAGCCGGAGAGGAAGAGCGAGGAGGAUUCGUCGCUCCCGGGCGGAACCGCAGCCGCCGAAGAUUCCUCUCUCUUCAGAUCCCCCCCAGCUGAGGCGCCCCCGAGAUGUCAACGCACUCAGUGGCCUUCCUGCAGCCCCUUUUUGAAAGUGAAGGCAUUGUUUUCCCAGACCAAGAAACUGAGAGCCAUGAGGAAGGCGAGUACUUUCUCAAGGUUCUGAUUCCCAGCUAUGCGGCCGGCUCCAUCAUCGGCAAGGGAGGACAGACCAUCGUCCAACUGCAGAAAGAGACGGGAGCCACCAUCAAGCUGUCCAAAUCCAAAGACUUCUAUCCCGGCACCACAGAGCGCGUGUGUCUGGUCCAGGGCACGGUGGAGGCGCUGAACGGCGUUCACGACUUCAUCGCCGAGAAAGUGCGAGAGAUGCCUCAAAGCAGCCAGAAGUCCGAACCUGUCAGCAUCCUGCAGCCUCAAACCACCGUCAACCCCGACCGCAUCAAACAGGCCAAGCUGAUCGUCCCCAACAGCACGGCGGGGCUGAUCAUCGGGAAGGGCGGGGCCACCGUCAAGGCGGUGAUGGAGCAGUCGGGCGCGUGGGUGCAGCUCUCCCAGAAGCCCGAGGGCAUCAACCUGCAGGAGCGCGUGGUCACCAUCAGCGGCGAGCCGGAGCAAAACCGCAAAGCGGUGGAGAUCAUCGUGCAGAAGAUCCAGGAGGACCCUCAGAGCUCGUCCUGCCUCAACAUCUCCUACUCCAACAUCACCGGCCCCGUCGCCAACUCCAACCCCACCGGCUCGCCAUACGCCAACUCCACCGAGGUCAUGCCGUCAGCCGCGGCUGCAGCGGCAGCCACGGCGUCAUCCUUGCUGGGCCAGGCCGGCCUGGCGGGGGUGGGCGCCUUCCCGACCACCAUGUCCAGCCUGUCCGGCAACGACCUGCUGACCAUCACGUCGGCUCUCAACACGCUGGCGAGCUACGGCUACAACACCAACUCGCUGGGUCUAGGCCUCAACCCUGCCGCCGCGUCAGGGGUGCUCGCCGCCGUGGCAGCCAACGCCAACCCGGCAGCGGCAGCCGCAGCUAACUUGUUAGCAUCCUACGCCAACGAUGCUUCCACCAGCGCCGGCCACCCGGCCGCAGGGCUGGGGGGCUUCUCCUUGGGGUCGCUGGCCGCCGCCACUGGCGCCACCAACGGCUACCUGAGCGCCGCCUCGCCACUGAUGGCGUCGUCGCUGCUGGCUACGGAGAAGCUGGCGGAGGGAGCCAAGGAAGUGGUGGAGAUCGCUGUGCCAGAAAAUCUGGUGGGAGCCAUCUUGGGAAAAGGAGGGAAGACGCUAGUGGAGUACCAGGAACUGACCGGCGCCAGGAUCCAGAUCUCCAAGAAAGGCGAGUUCAUCCCCGGAACUCGGAACAGGAAGGUCACCAUCACGGGCUCGCAGGCGGCGACGCAGGCGGCGCAGUACCUGAUCAGCCAGCGGAUCACCUACGAGCAGGGGGUGCGCGCCACCAACCCGCAGAAGGUGGGCUAACGCUGACAGCCAAUCACCAGUGAGGAGGGGAAAAGAGGCAGGGCUCGGGGGAGGAGCGUAGAGCACGAAUGUCAGACGGAACGGCGGCUUUUUCCUCUGCGUCUUUUCAGUAUUCUCGACUACAAAAAAAAUGUGCUGAGACGGCAAGGGGGAGGAGUUUUCACGCUGAAAAAAAACCAAGAAAAAAAAAGGUGUAAAAUGUAAAUAAGUUUUAUUACUUAACGUCUUUCUGGAUUUGUUCUUUGUUUUAAUGUUUGAUUUGGUAACUUAAGAUGUUUGUGGACACGCUGAAUGACAGGAAGUAGGGGAGUGGAGGGGGGAGGGGAUGGCGUGGACUCUGCCCCCUCCCUUCCCCGACACCCCCGCCCUCUCAUAGGGUUUUUCUUUUUCUUUUCUUUGCCCCUCCCCUUUUAGCCCCCUCUUGACCUGCCCCGCCCCCUUAACCAGGGCGGGGCGGGGCUGGAUGACUGCAAAGUUGACAGGCGCGCACGCGAGGAAACGUAACGUCGGCGCCGCCGUCCCCUCGCGUGCGCGCGACGGCCACCCCUUGCCCCUUAUCCCCCACCCCCGUGACGCCGAGGCGCACGCCGAUGACCUCACGUAGCGCGCCAGCUGGCUAGCUGGGAUGGACGCACGCGAGCGACGCCGUGACGACAUGGUCGAUAUUUAUUACCGAGGAGUUCACAUCUCUGUCAGCGUGUGAAUUCAUCUUGAAUGUAAAUUUGUUUUAAUUUAAAGGUUGGACUGCAGAUGUCACAUAGUCUAAUAUAAUGAUGUCUUAUUUAAGAGAGGGCGCCACCUGGUGUGCGAGCAGGGAACACAACACUGGCAGCCUCGAGCAGCAGCAGCGUGGCGUCUCGGCAGCCAUGUUGACCCGUGUCCCUAAUGGGGAGCAAUAGCACUUAGGACUAACUACUGACACACGCCAACACUGAAAGGCGGCGAGGGGGGCGGAGCCUCGAGCAUACCGUGAAGGGAGAUAGGCGCCCCCGUGUGGCGGACGCCAAGCCGCCCGACAUGCUGUUUAUUUUUUUUAGUGAUUGUCUUGUGGUUGUUGUUUUGUUUUUUUACAGUCGCAGUACACUGAAUCUUUGUCUUAAUGCACUGUGAAGCGAGGGGGCGGGGCCUCGCCGCCUCCGAAGCGAGGGAGGGGAGGGCGGGGUCUGAUGUCAGGGAUGCAAACUGGAUGACUUUUAUAUGGCAGGGAACACGUCUGACAUUUCUAUAUGAAUAUUUACAGCGAAGGCCAGGGAUGCAAUGAACGACCUCGCGCAGGACAGAGGGUCGAGGGGCGGCGGCCUGUUGGGGUCAAAGGUCACCCGUCCUGCCGGAACAGCGGGCGGGGGGGGGUUUGUCGAAAAGGAUUCUGGGAAUUUUUUCAUAAAAGCCCAAAUUGAAGUGUGAUGGAACGUAAACCAAAAAGUGGAGGAGGGGUGCGUUUGAUUUGCUCGCCCACAGGAGGGCGAGGGAGGGGUGGCGGGGGGGUAUGGCUCCUCCUCCUCCGAAGCAAUGUGGCCCACAUUGGCGGUGAUGGUGUCACAUGGCCAGCAAGGCUUUCUGGUAAGGAGGCUUCUUUACUCCAUCUUUAACUCCAUACACUCCUCCCCUUUCCCCCCCAACGCACCCCCCCAUCCUGACUCCGCCUCCUCCUACCACAUCGCUCCAUGGGUGGCCAUGAUGCAUGUCCUCUUCUUCUGCUGCUGCUGCUGCUGCUGCUUCUCCUGGGGAGACGCCGUGUGCCGCUAGAGGAAGUCAAGUUGUUGUUGUUGUUGUGUCGUCAUGGCAACCACAGGAAGCCUGCCGCGAGUAUUUUAGAUGUUGUGUAGACAGUUUUGGAGCCAGGAAGUGGCCCCCGCACUUCCUGCAUGGCUCCUGUGGGAGGGCCAGCGUUGUCCUGGAAGCAAUACUUGUCGUCUCGUCCUUCUCUGCGCUUUCCGAGUAGCCGUAGAUGUUUCUGUUCCUCCUUUUGUUUGCUGGGAAACGCUGCUAGGAAACGCUGAAAAAAAUAAAAUAAAAAGACAUCCAUUUCUAGCCGGAAAUCGCCGACCACAGGUUGAAAAGUUUGGCGCCGUGCCAAAAGAGCUCUCCUUGAUUUGAUAUCGCAGACGUACUUUUAUACGAGGAAAAUGUGAAACGUGCCAAAUGACGCAUAUUUAUCAUUUCUAGAAAGUGUUAACGCAGCAGCACUCCAUGAAACACUAACAUAGCGAUAGCUUAGCAUUAGCAUCAUAAUGCUGAAGAAAAUGUGACGACUUAGCAUUCUUAAACACAACUUUUUAUAGGGACAAGGAAGAUGUAUUUUGUGGAAAUAGAUGUUCACUUUUUUGCACGUAUAUAUACAUAUAAAUAUAUAUGAAUAUAAAUAUUGCAUGACGUCAAGUGUGGACUUAAAAAAAAACAAAAAAACAUGAAAAAAAUAAUUAGGCUGUGUGUGUCGUUCAUUGUCACGUGUGGGGGGGAGGGGGGGCGGAGUCACAGAUAAAGCGAACAAAAUAACCAGAGAACAAAAAAAAAAAUUGUUUUUGCACGUUUUUCGUCCAAAAUAUUUGGGCGUCGUCGGCUUUAAAACUUCUACCUUCUGUUUAAUGCAAACCAGUAUUCGGUUGUGGCAACACGCCCACUUCCUGUCACUCGCCAGUUGUUUUCAAACGAACAAAAUUCGUUUUUUUUUUAUGCACUAAAAGUUGACGUGCAUUCAUUCCUUGGACCCCCCCCCCUCCCCGCGGUGGGCGUGGCCGUGCCGGCGUAAACGUUGCGUAAACGUUGCGUAAACCCCCCAGAUCAAAGACGCGCGGCAAACCGAACUCGGCGCGUCUCUUCCGCAGCCCCCGCCACGAGGGGACCCCCUUUUUUUUGUGUGUGUGUGUGUGUGUGUGUGAACGCCCCCCGACCCCACACCUGAAGGGGGGGGGGCGGGUCUAACGAACACCAGCAAGUAGAGCAUUUGUCACGUCACUGUUUCUUCUCCUUUAUUUUGCUGCUGGAUGACUAACGACCAGAUGCCAUUUUUGUGUGUGUAGCCUGUUUAUCCCCCCCCCCGCCCCCCAUACACACACACACACACACUUAUUUGCACUUUCACUGCCCCCCCCUCCCCCUCCCCCUCCUCCAGUGCCAAACUCCAAGGACACUGAAAAGGCGUCUUAGCGAGGCACCCAUGAAGCCAGCAUGCUCCGCCCCCUCAUAACAUGAUGUCGCUCAUGACACCGCCGACCAACAGCACCUCCUCCUCCUCACCCCCACCACCCCCCCCUACACACACCUCCACCAGGAUUAACUCACCCCCCCCACACACCACCCCCCCCCCCCCCACCCCCCCGUCAGGUGGCACCUGUCAGCGCCUCCAAAGCAACCGCCGCUCAUGCCAGCUGCUUUCCUAACUCUGUCAUCUUCUUCAGCCGUGGGACCUCAUUGAUCGUGUGCCAUAGUGUUGGGGGCACCUCUCACCCCCACUCCCCCCUCUUUGUCCACCCCUCCAUCAUUUUUCCUGGAUGGGAAAGAUUCAUUUUUCUAACGACAAUUCUUUUUUCUCCCCUCGUUUGUUUGUGGCGACGCCAUGCCGAGUGUUGGCGCCAUCCUCUGUCCUCCUCUUGAACUGUUUGAACUUUCACCCCUCCCCCCGCUCAUGAACUUUACCCCCCCCCCCCCCCCCCCCCCCCCGUGUCCAUCCAGCUGUUUGGGACAGUAACUCUUCAUUCCAUAUGCCCGCCCCCUCCGGAAAAAAAACCAAACAAAAAAAAAAUACUGUGCAAUGCUCGCUGAUGUGAUUUCAACUCUUGCUUUGUCGCUCAUCAUCGAGGAUGACUUAAAAAAACAAAACAUUUGGACAAAAAGAUGCAGAAAAAAAACACUAAACUGUUUCCUCACGUUUUUGUUCUCUCGUUGUAAAUAUUUUUGUUGGGGGGCGGCAGCAUAAAGACGCUUGUUAGCUUGUAGCUGCUGUAUUCCCAUUUAGCUCGCUGUAGUAGUAGUAAUAAUAAUAAUAAUAGGAGUCAUUGCCAGUCAUCGACCAGCGGGUGGCGCCACUGUCAGACAUAUCACUCGCCCGGCUCAGGUGUGCGCGUCCGGAGGCGGAGCUAACCUUUGUGCAAUACAGUCUGGUUUACAUGCAAGGUCAGCACAUAUCUCCAAGUAUUACAACACGUGAGAUUAGGAACGUGUCAUUUCUUCACCGCAUGGCUCUAAGCUCAACCCCCCCUGUUUUAUGCUGCCCGCCCCAUUUCCCACACAUGAGCUAUUUAUUAUUAUUAUUAUCAUGACUCACGAAAUAACGGCAAGAAGAAGAGAUACAAAAAAAAAACAGGGAAAGACUUGGGGGUAAAAAAAGGUGAAUAUUGUUUUUCUUUUGUUAGUAUUAGUAGUUGCUUUUUAACAACAUUCAUUACCUGACGUAAAGAGUAUUGAAUAUUUAAUGUCACUGUAGCAUUGUGUUUGUAAAGAAACUAGUGAGUUGUGUUUGUUGACUUGUGGAUUACCAGUGAAGUGGGCCAUCUAGUUCUAACAAUAUCUAUGAGGUCAUUUUCUAAGAUUCUUAUUUUGCCACGGCAACAGCAGCCAUUAUAAAUGUUCAUUUUAGCAUCAC
Messenger RNA from Entelurus aequoreus (snake pipefish), 6561 nucleotides. RefSeq names its product RNA-binding protein Nova-1-like. The record is from RefSeq and is a predicted model, not a curated record. Gene Ontology annotation, biological process: regulation of alternative mRNA splicing, via spliceosome; mRNA splicing, via spliceosome. Gene Ontology annotation, molecular function: mRNA binding. The coding region runs from base 561 to 1979 and encodes 472 amino acids. Gene Ontology annotation, cellular component: cytoplasm; nucleus. The transcript has 7 exons. Lineage: Eukaryota; Metazoa; Chordata; Actinopteri; Syngnathiformes; Syngnathidae.